UCCGGGCGGAAGGCUUAGCGCGGCGGACCUGCCGGGAAACUACUUCCGGGGCAGCCCGUCCCUAAUCCCGGACCGCCCGACUCGCCACGAUGGGGAUCCUGGAGAAGAUCGCCGAGAUCGAGAAGGAGAUCGCCCGGACCCAGAAGAACAAAGCUACGGAGUACCACCUUGGUCUGCUGAAGGCCAAGCUCGCCAAGUACAGAGCUCAGCUUCUAGAGCCUUCCAAAUCGGCUGCUGCCAAAGGGGAAGGCUUCGAUGUGAUGAAGUCGGGAGAUGCCCGGGUGGCGCUGAUCGGUUUCCCUUCUGUGGGUAAGUCCACGUUUCUGAGUUUAAUGACUUCCACAGCUAGUGAAGCAGCUUCUUACGAAUUCACCACACUGACCUGCAUUCCUGGAGUCAUCGAGUACAAAGGAGCCAAUAUCCAGCUUCUAGAUCUUCCUGGGAUCAUUGAAGGAGCCGCUCAAGGAAAGGGCCGAGGACGCCAAGUGAUUGCGGUGGCCCGGACCUCAGAUGUCGUCAUCAUGAUGUUGGACGCCACAAAGGGCGAAGUGCAGAGAGCUCUUUUGGAAAAGGAACUAGAAACGGUGGGCAUCAGGCUGAACAAAAAUAAACCCAACAUCUACUUCAAGCCCAAGAAGGGGGGCGGCAUCUCCUUCAACUCCACCGUGACCUUGACCCAGUGCUCGGAGAAGCUGGUGCAGCUCAUCCUCCACGAAUACAAAAUCUUCAACGCCGAGGUGCUGUUCAGGGAAGACUGUAGUGCAGAUGAAUUCAUCGAUGUGAUUGUGGGCAACCGGGUGUACAUGCCCUGCCUCUACGUUUAUAACAAAAUUGACCAGAUCUCCAUGGAAGAGGUGGACCGCCUGGCCCGAAGGCCCCAUAGCGUGGUCAUUAGCUGUGGCAUGAAGCUGAAUUUGGACUACCUCCUGGAAACCCUGUGGGAAUACCUGGCUCUCACCUGCAUCUACACCAAGAAAAGAGGCCAGAGGCCUGAUUUUUCAGAUGCCAUCAUUCUGCGAAAAGGGGCCUCCGUACAGCAUGUGUGCCAUCGAAUUCACCGGACGUUAGCCGACCAGUUCAAGUAUGCCCUUGUGUGGGGAACCAGCACCAAGUACAGCCCUCAGCGCGUGGGGCUCAGCCACAUGGUGGAGCACGAAGACGUCAUCCAAGUGGUUAAGAAGUAACCGCCCCUACCUUGCUCCCCUCCGUAGCGUUUCCACGCAGCUUAACUGCGAAGUGUGUAAGGACUCAGCUGCUCCACCUGGCCAAAGGAGGCGGGGCAGGGAGGACACUUUCCCCCAAUUCCAGGAAGGAGAGGAGACGCAGCCACAGAGGGGGAGGCGCUUUUUCGGGACGCAGAAGGACCAGAACGGGAACCUGGUUCCGAUGGCUACCUUGGGGGAAGCUUGUCGUUGAGGGUCCUUCGAUGGGCGAUGAUUUGAAGCAGAGCGAUGGUAGCAGCCUGGCGACCUCUGGCCUCAGAUGUGUGACCUGGGGAAUGGGAUGUCUGAUCCGGAAUGAGGACCCUGCCUUUCUCUCUUCAGCCUUGUCACCUCUUCUCCGAAGGAAGGAUCCGGCCACGGGUGGGAGGGAGCCUGGAUGAAUGAGUCCUCCUCCUCCCUCCCUCCCUCCCUCCCC
This is a messenger RNA of Ahaetulla prasina, 1638 nucleotides long. It is a transcript of the gene DRG2, whose product is annotated as developmentally regulated GTP binding protein 2. Gene Ontology annotation, molecular function: GTP binding; GTPase activity. The transcript has 13 exons. The record is from RefSeq and is a predicted model, not a curated record. Bases 90 to 1184 code for a protein of 364 amino acids. Gene Ontology annotation, biological process: cytoplasmic translation. Gene Ontology annotation, cellular component: cytoplasm. Lineage: Eukaryota; Metazoa; Chordata; Lepidosauria; Squamata; Colubridae.